This is a messenger RNA of Osmerus eperlanus (European smelt), 3964 nucleotides long. RefSeq lists its product as uncharacterized. The record is from RefSeq and is a predicted model, not a curated record. Bases 315 to 2372 code for a protein of 685 amino acids. The transcript has 2 exons. Lineage: Eukaryota; Metazoa; Chordata; Actinopteri; Osmeriformes; Osmeridae.
UCAACGUCCAAUGAAAGACCGAUCGGUGUUUGUUGUUAUCUACGAGGAUAAACGACAAAAUACUACUUUGAUCUCACCCUUAAGAAUUUUUAUCAUUUUUUAUCAUAUUGAAGAAUUGUAUGAACGACUUUUAGUUUAGUUGUCUAUAGUUUGAAACUCUUAGGUUGGCACUGGCGGCUGGAAACGAAGACCUGCAAUCGGAAAACGUCAUCGGUCAUGGCAGCACCCACAGUCAGGACUCGCUGUCUUUAGUUUGAAACAAGUGUAUUAAUCGUUGAAAUGAAAUACGUUUGCUUGUAGGCCAGUAGCUCAACAUGGCAGCGAACCUGUUUAUCAUUGUGAAGACAGAAGACGACGAGGAGCGGCCGUGUACAGACAUUUGUCAUGGUGGGGAGGAGGAAAACAAACCCAUAUUAGAUACCAGACGGUCAAUUAAUACCCAGACUCAAGACAACCCAUCUUUCAGAACAAGAAACAUUGAAGAAAAUAAAGUGAUUUGGCAGAGACGUUCAACUCAGGUGAAUGAAAUAUUCUCAAAGGUGAUGACCAAAAAAUACAGAUUACAAAAACACAUAAAAUGCAAGAAAAUAGGAUUGGAUGUGGAUGUUGGGUCAGGACUGAAACAGAAACUGGAUUUGCAGUUACUUACCAACGGUGUAAUGAACGAGAUAGCAGAUUUUGCCAAAGAACUGUCGACUAAUUCUCAAAAACACUACAUUGCUGAAAUUCUGGAGUGCAAUUUUGAAAUUAGCUUUGAAAACAUAAAACAAAAAGGUGAAUUUGCAUAUCAAACUUGGCAGAGAGUGGUUGAAUUGCAGAAACGUCACGCACAGAAGCCUUUUAAAUUAUCUAUGCUUAAUCAACCAUGGAUGCUUGGCCUAAAACCAUAUUACAUGGUUCCAAAGACUUCCAGUCAGAAAGACCCUCUUAGAGAUUCUGAAAUCAUCACCUCAGAGCAUCUGGGAUAUGCUGAAAUCUGUUCUGAAAGUGAGUCUGACAUGAUGGCCAACCAGGACAUCAAGAGGGAGACAUUCUAUACUGUGCCAGAAGAGACUAGGGCAGACCUCUACCCCCUGUGUCAGGAAAUUGGUCUGGACCUUGAUGUGACAUAUAAAGGUUGGUCGAAAGAGAAACUUGACAUGGAUGUUUUGACCAAAGGGGUUAUGAUUGAGGUGGCCAAGUAUACCAAAAAACUGUGUGGGACAUACAAGCAGAUAGUCCUUGACAUCUUGGAACACAAUUUUGAUCUUGCUUUGCAAACUGUGGACUCGGAGCUCUUUAAAACAAUUUUCUUCAACAUAGGACUGUUAAAGCAAUUGAGGAAAAAAAAAAUAAGUCAACCAUGGUAUGAUACAGUCUUCUCAAUGCAAAGACCUAGACAUGUGCUCAAGUUGGCAUCAGCUGUAUCUAAAAAGAAAAGACUCCAAAAAGCUGUUUCUAGAAGGCAGUCGGAUCGACUGAAAAUGAGACAGCUGUCUGCUGCUGCUGAUAUAGAAGAGUUGAAGAAAAAGCAGAGUGGUGAGGCACGGUAUGAAACGGCCGUCUCAUUGCAAAGACCUAGAAAGAGGGAUCGUAAAUUGGCACCAGCUGUUUCUAGAAGGAAGUCAGAACGACUGAAAAGGAGACGACUGUCUGCCGCUGACGGUCAUAAAAAGAAAAGGAAGAAAGGAACUCGACGUGAAAGAAUGUCUGACAGGACCUGUGAGAUGAGCAACUUUGAAAGGACUGACCCAUAUACCUAUGAAACUGCAGAUGUGGACCAAAUUGAAGACCGAGGCUACAUGUGCUCACUGGAGAACCCUGGUCUUGAACCUUCACUAACAGUCCUGUGUGCUGCUGGUGGUGGACACGUAUCCUCUCCUGCCCCUCCCCUGACACCAUCUUAUGACACUCACACUGCCUUGUGUGCUGAAGAAGUGAAGCUGGAAAACAAUGAAAAUACAAGGGCAAGGGUUGAUUACUAUCCUUUUUGUGAACAAUUAGGCAUAGACCUUGAUAUACAUUCAAAAUUGGAAUCCAAAGAAAAACAUGACUUGCAGUUUCUGACGAAUGGUGUGAUGUAUGAGAUUCAUAGAUAUGUUAAUAGAAACAGGAAUGGUUUGCCCUAUUCACACUUUCUAUAUGACAUUUUGGAUUACAACUUUAGAAUGAGUUUCACUUUCCACAAUUAUUGCUACAAUUUUGCCCUACAAUGUACGCCGCGUGUAAAGCAAUUGGCAAAAAAAUAUCCACGUGCCUUACUCAGAAACCCACAUUAUGCCAUUUGCAUGUUUGUGCUACACUCUGAAAAGAUGACAGAAAAAAAUGAAAACAAGUACAGUUACUCAACUGCAAGAACGUCUGAGAGACAUUUCGAGAGGGCAGACCUGUAAAUUGAGCAACUGUGAAAGGACCAACCCAUGUACAGAUGAAACUGCAGAUGUUGGCCAAAUUGAUGACCUAGGCUACAUGUGCUCACUGGAGAACCCUGGUCUUGAACCUUCACUAACAGUCCUGUGUGCUGCUGAUGGUGGACACGUAUCCUCUCCUGCCCCUCCCCUGACACCAUCUUAUGACACUCACACUGCCUUGUGUGCUGAAGAAGUGAAGCUGGAAGACAAUAGAAAUAUGAGGCCAAGGCGUGAUUACUAUCCAUUUUGUGAACAAUCAGGCAUAGACCUUGAUGUACAUUCAAAAUUGGAAUCCAAAGAAAAACAUGAUUUGCAGGUUCUGACGAAUGGUGUGAUGUACGAGAUCCGAAAAUAUGUUAGAAGAAAAAGAAAAAAGAAGGCCUAUUCAUACUUUCUAUACGACAUUUUGGAUUACAACUUUGAUAUGAGUUUCCACAAUGAGAAGUGGCAUUCCUUUAUCAAUCGAAUAGUAUGGUAUGUUAAAAAACUGGCGGCAACAUAUCGCCGUGACGUGGCCAUCAACCCAAAUCAUACCACUGAAGUGUUUGCACUACACUCAAAAAUACAAACAGCGAGAAGGAAAAAUGAGACGGUUCCUCAACCUGCAAGGACGUCUGAGAGAAUUUUCAAGAAGACGACCUGUAAAUUGAGCAACUUUGAAAGGACCAACCCAUGCAAAGAUGAAACUGCAGAUUUUGGCCAAAUUCAUGACCGAGGCUACAUGUGCUCACUGGAGAACCCUGGCCUUGAACCCUUGCUUACAGAUCAAGCAAACAUGUCUCAUAUAAAAAAGGAGUCAAAUUAGUCACUUAAAGAAUGAGCAGAGUUUGAAAUAGUGUCCCACAACCCAAGGUGCUGAUGGAUUUGCUACCACAGAUGGCAAAAGUAGGUAUUACUAGCCACUUUUAAAUGUUUAUGGCUAUUUGUACAAAAACAUGAUACCAAAUUCUUAGGAUAUUCUAGUCUGAUAUUGAAACCUAAAGAUGUGAUAAGGUUUAUGGUCUUUGUAAGUGACUGCCCACUGUAAUUGUUGUUUGUAAUUGUAAAGUAUAGACUGAAAGCUACUGUAUACUGAAAGACAUCAAGCAAAAAUGCUAUGUUUAUUUUGAAUACGUUUAUAAAUAACUUUGUCAGAACCUCUUUCCUUGUUUUGUAUUCCCCACAUAGCAGUGUUUUAAAUGCAGGAAAAUGUAAAGGUUAGACCAUGUAAGAAGAUUGCAGUACUUUUCUUCAGUUGUAAAUGUUUCCCUGAACAUUUUGGGGUUGACAAAGAUUACUGUCUUGAGUUUUUCUAGAAGAAUUUUUAAUCAUAGUUUUGUGUCAAUGACAAGAAGACCUUAGUUGUCGAGAAUGUUUUAAAUCAUUUCUGUUUCUUUUAUCGGUCAAUGGCCAGAUGAAAUUGUUUUAAAGCAGUACUUACUUCCAGCCUUUAGGUGGCAUUAUGGUAAUAGCCUUAGUUGUUACAACAGGAACACAAGAGUUGGGCUUCCAUUGAUUUAUCGUUGACAUCUGCUUGGAAUGGUUUGCAAGCCAGAAACCUUUUUUUUCCGAUUUGUAAUAAACAGUCAACCUUG